This is a messenger RNA of Rosa chinensis, 918 nucleotides long. RefSeq names its product LIN1-like protein. The record is from RefSeq and is a predicted model, not a curated record. Lineage: Eukaryota; Viridiplantae; Streptophyta; Magnoliopsida; Rosales; Rosaceae. The coding region runs from base 16 to 630 and encodes 204 amino acids. The transcript has 2 exons.
UCUCCGAAUCAUGUAAUGGUGAGCAUCGAAGGUUAUGAGUAUAAGAGAAGAGAGGCUGAGAUCAAGAUUCACGACUCCCAUUCAGAUUCUGAUUCUUCUGGAAGAGAGGAUGGUUAUCAAGAUUCUGAUUGGGAAGAGGAUUCUGAUCGCUACAUGCUUCGCAGGAGAGAACCUGAGCUGAAAGAUCAUGAGGAUUCGGUUUCGGAUUCAGAUUCAGAGGACAAUGCUGACCGAUUUGUGGUCCGCAGAAGACUACCUAAGGUGGAAGAUUCUAGUUCGGAGGACGAUGCUCACCGUUACAUGAUUCGGAGAAGGCUACCUGAGGAGGUGGAAGAUUCUUGUUCGGAGGACGAUGCUCACCGUUACAUGAUUCGGAGAAGGCUACCUGAGGAGGUGGAGGAUCACGUGGAGAUGGCGGCAGCUCAAGAUUUUGAGCAGAAUGAUGGUGAUUCAGAAGAAAUUGACAAUCCGAGCAGUCCCCUGAGAAUGAGGUUCCGACGACACCGAGGCAUUGUAUCGAGGUGGAGAAGAAACAGCUUACUGGUAUUGAGUCUGAGCCAGUCGAUUCUCAAUCUCGUUUUUCAUCUCCGAAAUCAAAUCACUCUCCAUUGCUUGAGUCUUGAGAUUUAGGGUUUGUCCGUACGAAUGAGGAAUUUGGGGGCAAACUUUAGAAAUGUGAGGUUAUCGCACUAACAAUCGACCAAAUGCUCCCUCAUCAAUAACACAGAUUAUUUUUCAAAUUUAACAAAAUGCGCUAGAUGCCUAGAUAAGAUAAAAAUAUUAGCCCUAACUUACAUUUCUAGAUUGUAGAUAAGCAUCACUUAUCAAACCCAUCUUGAAAGGGUCAUACAAAAGUGAAACUAUCAAGGAAGAUGGGUAUGGGAAGAACAUGCUUGCUUGAAAAAUUGAACAACAGAG